Molecule: messenger RNA, 831 nt
Organism: Lolium rigidum
Lineage: Eukaryota; Viridiplantae; Streptophyta; Magnoliopsida; Poales; Poaceae
Product: autophagy-related protein 8C
Exons: 7
Coding region: 194-553 (119 amino acids)
Biological process (GO): cellular response to nitrogen starvation
Source: RefSeq, a predicted model, not a curated record
CAACCAACCCUCAAUCCCCACUCCUCCUCGUCCCUAUCUCUUCCUCCUCCUUUCCCUCCUCGCUCCCCACAACCACACGGCCGGCCUCGCUCUUCCUCCGCCGCCGAAUCCCGUCCAGUCUGAUCUCGAGCAAAGAACCGCAGGCGCUUCGUCCGGUUCGAUCCAGCCCGGCGGUUGCGGAACGCGUGGCGUGAUGGCGAGGAGUUCGUUCAAGCUGGAGCACCCGCUCGAGAGGAGGCAGGCUGAGGCCAACCGCAUCAGGGAGAAGUAUCCUGAUAGAAUUCCUGUCAUUGUUGAGAAGGCCGAGAAGAGCGACAUCCCAGACAUUGACAAGAAAAAGUACCUUGUUCCUGCUGAUCUCACUGUUGGACAGUUUGUGUAUGUCGUAAGGAAGCGGAUCAAGCUCAGUGCUGAGAAGGCGAUCUUCAUCUUUGUAAAGGACACCCUCCCACCGACAGCUGCUCUGAUGUCUGCAAUCUAUGAGGAGAACAAGGAUGAUGACGGCUUCCUCUACAUGACAUACAGUGGCGAGAACACCUUUGGGCUGUUCUAAGUGUGGUGGGCGAUAAAACUAAAGCUGCUGGACAAUUCCUCCUGUAAAUAGGCAUCUGAAGAAGGAAGGACUCUGUAUAUAUCAUGGUUCACCUUGUCGUUGCAAGUCCUUGCAUUUAAUUGUCGAAAACGUGUCUGACGUUCAAAGCAUAUGAUGCUUGAAACGUUUUAAUUACUGUCUGAUCCUUCUGCCACAGUAGUUUCAUUUCUCCUAUGUGGUCAUUGAAGUUAAUGUCGUUCUAACAAAUUGAUAUCCAGAUUAAAGUGGUUAAGUUAUCA